ACGUCUUAUCUGACCUACUAACUGUGGAACACGCCGGCAUCUUCCUUCUGGUAAAUGUUGUUAUGGUUUGUGGUGUUACGAGUUGCAUUGGCAUCAUUGCCAACGCCAUCAACCUGGCGGUGUUUGUAGAGCAAGGGCUUCAUAACACCACCACCAUCUGCUUAUUUGGGUUGGCCAUCUCCGACAUCUGCUUGAUUUCUUCAGGUGUGCCUUGGGUGGCCUUAGACCUUGUCUAUCUAACAGGGGCGUGGCCUCACCAUAUCUCCGGACGCAUCACCAGCUAUAUCACAGUGUUCAUCACUGCGGAAAGAUGUCUUUGUGUGAUACUCCCUCUCGAAGUCAAGCAAAUAAUGACGCCCAUGAAAACCACCGUUGCUCUUUGUCUAAUUUACAUAAUAAAUAUUCUAGUGAUGUGUCCGGAGUAUGUGACAUCAUAUCUUUACUGGAAAUAUUUCCCUGAGUACAAUGCCACGCUUUUAACCUUAAACUACUUGAAAGGUAGCGAGAAGAUAGCGGGACUAAUUUACUGUAUCAAUUCUAUAUCUGGGUUAGUUUCUUUCGUGUCUGUGACUGUUAUGACCCUCGUUUUGGUGGUAAAACUCAAGGAAGCCUCGGUUUGGCGCAUCAAAGCUAAGUCUGCUAACAUCAGCGACGCCAUGUCGAGCCGUGACCAAAAGGCGGUUAAAAUGGUAACCCUUAUCGCCACAGUUAUGAUUAUUUGCUUCACUCCUGGAGUAGUCGUUGGAAUGGUGACUUUUAUUGAACCAGAGUUUGACAUUCGGAAGACAUAUGCCAACACCGUAGCAUCGUUGUGGACGAUCGCUUGUGUCUUUCAGUCUGUGAAUUCCAGCGUUAACAUUUUCUUUUACUACGAAAUGAGCUCUAAAUACAGACAGACAUUUCAUGUUGUCCUAAGUACGUGGCGCCAGAAGUCUAUAUAA
This is a messenger RNA of Candidula unifasciata, 941 nucleotides long. NCBI's taxonomy places the organism in Eukaryota, Metazoa, Mollusca, Gastropoda, Stylommatophora, Geomitridae. The record is from the annotation of a GenBank genome assembly.